GCCAGCAGCCAUGGGCAGCGCCGGCCGCCGCCCCGCCGCCUCAGUGCUGGCCGAGCUCCGCUGGGACGAUGGCUACGCCGUCCCCGUGGCCAACGCGGAGAACAAGGCGCUGGAGGACGAACUGCAGAAGGUGCAAAAGGAAAAGGCAGACCUGCAAAAUGAGUUGGCUGACUUUGAAGAGCGCACAAAAGCGAUGGCGUCUCAUUCCAAAAACCUAAGACAAGAGUUAAGCUUCACCCAGUCUCUUUACAAAGCUCGAGAGAAUGAAAGUGAAACUGAACAGCACUUUAAAGUCCUUGCCGAGAGACAAUGCGAACGCCUCAAAAGUGAGAUUAAACAACUGGAAGAUGAGAUAGUUUCCUUAAGAGAGAAGAAAAACAGUCAAGAAAAUACUAUAAAUAAAACCACUAAGAAGUUGGAAAAUUUAAAACAACAGAUGAACUGUCAUGAGGAUGUUCUGGACAGUUGGAUAAAGGAAUCAAAUCGUAAAGAUAAUGAUGUUAUCACAAUCCAGAAGUAUGCACAACAAGAUGAAGGGAAACUAGGAGCAUUAACCCUUCAAGUAGAAAAGUUGACCGUGCAAGCAAAUCACAAGCGCAGAGCUCUUGAUAAUGAGCUUACAGAAACCAUGACAGCACAGAUAGAGCUUGACAAGACAGUUGAAGAUUUUCGCAGAGUACAUCAAGAAAGGCAAGAAGUCAUAAGGCAGUGGGAGAAUGCAGUACAACAGAUGCAAAAAAGGGAUCAACAGAUUGAUCAUUGUGCUUUGCUAAUAACAGAGAUAAAACAGGAGAUCAGAAAGAAAGAAAUUGUGCUGAAAGAGAAGAAUUCCUUUUUGGUAAAUGAAACUCUUAACAAUGUGGAAUAUGAGAAGAAAAUUUCUUCUGCUGAACGGGAAGCUAUCAGCCUCCAAAAUGAGUCUCAAACUCAGGAUACUUACAGGGUUCAGCUGCAGGAUCAGCUGGAUGCUUUGAAAUCCACUGUGGACAGAACUGCUUCUGAUCUAGAGUCUUUGAGAACACAAGUAACCAAUCUGAAGAAAGAAAUACAGAAAAAACAAGCCAGGUUAAGCUUUCUUAAUGGAAAAAAUGCAAGUCUUUCCAAUAAGCUGAAGCUUGUGACUGAGGAGACACUCAGUUCAGAAGACAAAGCUUUGAAGAUGGAAGAAAUACUCAAGGAAGAAGAAAAAAUUGUCAAGGAAAAAGAAACAGAAAUGAACCAGUUAAAAGAACUACUUUUCAAGAAGACUCAAGAGUUAAAGGUGCAGAAGGAUAAGGAGAAGUGUGUUCUAGCAGAAAUUGAGGGAAGUCGAACAUCACUUAAAAAUCUUAAAAGUCGGCUGCACAGACUUGAUGCAGAUGGAUUAAAACAACAAGAAUUGAUAUAUAAUCAGGAUUUUCAUAUUCAGCAAGUUCAGAGACGGCUGUCACGGUUAGAAGGGGAGGUUAAUGAAGAUGAAAAACAAGUUUUGGAAGCCAAAGUUGCUGAACUUAAGAAAACCUUAGAAGAAAAGAAAAACAUGUACAAUGUUUUAAAUGCACAGCACAAGAAACUUCAGAGUGAUGUCCAUUUCAUCAAGAGAGCAAUGGAUAAGACAGGAGAAGAAACAAGUGAUGUGAUGAUCAAGAUAAAUGAACUAAAUCUUUUUAAUGAGAGAUCAGAUCAGGAACUAAAAAAAGCUAAAGCCAUUAAGCAGGAGAUGAUGGUUGAAGAUAAUCUCUUAAAACUAGAACUGAACCGUCUUCAAGAUGCUCUGUGUAAUAAAACAGAGAAAGUUUUAACACUGGAAAAACAAAAACUGGAGUUAAAGAAAGCCAUAGCAGAAAGAACUGAGGAAAUUAAGAUUCAUAAGGCAAUGCUGGAUUCCCAGAUAAGACUCGUGGAUCAGGAACGGCAACGUAUACGUGCUGAAUUUCAAGAUCGCCUAAAUAAAAUUGAUAAACUGAGAUGCAGGUAUGAAAUUCUUACUGUUGUCAUGAUGCCACCUGAAGGAGAAGAGGAGAAAACUCAUACCUACUAUGCAAUUAAGGCUGCACAGGAAAAGGAAGCACUACAGCGUGAAGGCGAUGAUUUAAAUGCAAAGAUCUGCAAAGCUGAAAAAGAAAUUGUAGCUCUGGAAAACACUUUGUGUGUACUCAAUAACUGCAACAGCAAUUACCGGAACUCCUUCAGGGAAGUCACUGAGACAAAUGAGGAAUAUGAGGAAAAGUUGAAACUAGAGGAGGAGAAAAAGGCUGCUGAUGAAAAAUACAGAUACAAACGAAGACAGAUCAAGGAACUUCAGGAAAAUCUUGAGAGCAUGGAAAAAGAUUUUGAUGUAUUACUGAAGAAGGGGGCCCUCUUCCAAGAGCAAAAGAAGGAAAAAGCAGCUCUUAUUUUGCAGCUGAACAAAGACACAGAAGAACAAAAGCCAAAACUAGAAAGGGUAAUAAAACAGUGUUCCAGACUAUCCAGAGAAAUUCAGUCUCUGAAGAAAACUAACACAGAAACACAGGAAGGAGACAUUGAUCUUCGUGAAUUGAAAAGCUUCAAUAGAACCAUCGACAAAUUGUUAGCUGAUGUUCUAGAAGCAAAUCCUGAUUUAACUACACCCUUUCAAAUGUACUUUCACCAGUCUAGUUUAGAGCUUCCUACAAUUACUUCUGCUGGUGGUAGUCAAAGCUCUCGAUCACCAUCCACACAAAGCUCACUAGCUUCUACGAGAUCCUCCAGAAGCACAAAUUCAGGGUCCGGUCACAGGCCGUCGCUGACAGUCAUAGAUCUGAGCUUGCCCAUCAACACCGCUGCAGAAGCGGCUGCUGGCGGUUCAGAGCCACCCAGCAGAGCUAGCAGCUCCAGCAUUGUAAACACAAAAAAAAGACUUAAGUAAUUUUUUUGAAGGCCAUAGUAAAGGCUUCACACAAGUUACAGAUUAAUCAAUUAAGAAGCCUUAACUUCUUUAUCAAGGUAUAUUGGCAAUCUUAGCAUUAAUUUCUAUCAGAACUUUAUGUAGGUUUUAACUUUCUUCUACAGUACGCAAUACAUUAUUACAUAAAACAUCUGGUUUAAGUUCUAGAUAAAAUAAAUUAACCUUUACCUUAUUUUCUCAUUUUGCUGUUGGAGAACUAAAGAUCUGCAAAACGCUUCAGAAGCCAUUAAUUCGCUUUUCUUAUAAAGAAAACAAGAGUUGUUAGAGCCAUUAGUUUUCAUAAAUUGGUAUCUUCACUGUCAAAAUAAGUUUUAGAUUACGUUGCAGCAGCCCAGGAAACAAAAACGCAUACUUGAUUUCAAGAUCAACCUCGACUAUUAAUCAAAUAGUCAUCUCAGGUCAUAUAAGAGCAUAUGAUUUAAGUCAGUAAAACAGUGCUUUUUCUAUUCAAAAUUACAGAGCACCUUUUUUUGUACCUGACCUGUACCUACUGAAUUACUUGGAAAUCUUGCAGCUGAAGUACAACUGGUAUUGUGUAGUCUGCCGGCUAUUAGCUCCUUCACAUGUUCUGCCAACAUCUUUGGCAAUCGCAUUGUAAGAAGUGCGUAACUUUUUCCACAGCAACACAACCACUGCCUUAAAGCUACUUGUAAAGCAAACAGAAAACAGCAGGAAAACAGGCCUCCAAAAAGGCCCACACUUGAACUUACCUAGACAAUAAACACUUUUAAAACUCUUCUUCUACUUCA
Molecule: messenger RNA, 3657 nt
Organism: Falco peregrinus (peregrine falcon)
Lineage: Eukaryota; Metazoa; Chordata; Aves; Falconiformes; Falconidae
Gene: CCDC39
Product: coiled-coil domain containing 39
Exons: 20
Coding region: 11-2869 (952 amino acids)
Biological process (GO): cilium-dependent cell motility; inner dynein arm assembly; cilium movement
Cellular component (GO): axoneme
Source: RefSeq, a predicted model, not a curated record